AUGGCCUCCAAAGGGCGUAGCUAUGACGAUGCGAUAGCACUGUUGGAUACUUUGCAGUCCAAUCGAACAAUUGUUUCCUCCAUUUCGAAGACCUCGGAAGAUAUGAACAUGUAUGCUAUACCAGAAAUGCUAGAAUGGACCCGCAAGGCGGGGUACGAGACUGGAGAUUUCUCAAAGCGCGGAUUAAAAUGUAUACACGUAGCUGGAACAAAAGGGAAAGGUAGUGUGUGUGCUAUGAUAGGUAACAUUCUGCGACAGUAUCGGCGCAAAGAAAAUGACGUUGGAGUUGUACCAGGGGACGCGAAAAGGAAGGGUCUAGGGAAGAUUGGGCUUUAUACCUCACCACAUCUAAUGACAGUGCGUGAACGAAUAAGGAUAGAUGGUUCACCAAUAUCAGAACGUCUAUUUGCUCGCUAUUUCUUUGAGCUCUGGGAUCGAUUCUCCGAUGCUUCUGCCGCAUCUACUGCCCCGCAUUCGAAUCCUACGUCCUCGGAGACCAAGCCAGGAUAUUUUCGAUAUCUCACUAUUAUGGCACUUCAUACAUUUAUGGAGGAAGGUGUGGAAACCGCCAUCAUAGAAUGUGGUAUUGGAGGAGAAUAUGAUAGCACGAAUAUACUGCCUGCUGAAGCAGUUACUACCACCGCGAUCACGAAACUCGGUAUCGACCAUGUUGGAGUGCUGGGAGACACAAUUGAUAAGAUAGCUUGGCACAAGGCUGGAAUUAUGAAGAAGAACAUUUCGUGUUUCACCUCCCCACAACUCCAAACAGCACAGUCUGUUCUAGAAAACCGCGCCAAGGAAAUUGGUGUCAAAUUGGAGGUCGUGAAUAGACAUUCCGGCUUUGACAAUGGAAGCAUUGAAUUAGGCACAGAGGGGAAUUUCCAGAAGGAUAACGCCAGUCUGGCAAUGGCUGUUGCAGCUUCACAUUUACAAGAUCUAUGUAUUAAAGAUGUGCCUACCCCUUCUGAAUUAUUCACUCCUGAACAACCCAUCCCAGGUCAAAUUUUGGAAGGGCUAAAGACAGUCAGAUGGGCUGGUAGAUGUGAAGUUGUGGUCACUGGUAAUAUUAAAUGGUUCAUCGAUGGUGCGCACACAGUGGACAGUAUCAAGGAGACUGGCCGUUGGUACGCUUCGAAACUCAAUCAAGCCGCCGCGCAAGGGGUUUCCCCCACGAAAAGCAUACUAAUUUUCAAUCAACAAGACCGUGAUCCUGAAAUGCUUAUUCGGACAUUACUGGAAAACAUUCACAUUUCUUUCAGAGCUUUUGACUUCGCUGCGUUUUGCACCAAUAUACCUUUCAAGAGCGAAGGAGAGGAUAGUGGCAUCAUUGAUCUUAGCCAACAGAAGUCGGCGUCUAAAUUUUACUCAGGCCUGGAUCGUAGUCCAAUGUGUAUGGAGUAUGCGAGUAUCCAAGAAGCGGUAGAGCUUGUGCAUAUGGUAUCCGAAGAUGAGGAACGUCUCUUCGUUCUGGUAACUGGAAGUCUGCAUCUCGUCGGUGGUCUCAUGAAAGUUCUUGAAUAUCAAGGUAAGAAAGAGGGAGAAGUGCAGAAGCUCCCUCAAUAG
Molecule: messenger RNA, 1563 nt
Organism: Sclerotinia sclerotiorum 1980 UF-70
Lineage: Eukaryota; Fungi; Ascomycota; Leotiomycetes; Helotiales; Sclerotiniaceae
Exons: 1
Coding region: 1-1563 (520 amino acids)
Biological process (GO): tetrahydrofolylpolyglutamate biosynthetic process
Cellular component (GO): cytosol; mitochondrion; cytoplasm
Molecular function (GO): tetrahydrofolylpolyglutamate synthase activity; ATP binding
Source: RefSeq, a predicted model, not a curated record